This is a messenger RNA of Formica exsecta, 2343 nucleotides long. It is a transcript of the gene NO66, whose product is annotated as ribosomal oxygenase 1. Gene Ontology annotation, cellular component: nucleolus. NCBI's taxonomy places the organism in Eukaryota, Metazoa, Arthropoda, Insecta, Hymenoptera, Formicidae. Gene Ontology annotation, molecular function: histone H3K4 demethylase activity; histone H3K36 demethylase activity. The record is from RefSeq and is a predicted model, not a curated record.
AAUCUGUAUACCAACAAUGGAAGCUUUCCAGAAAAAUAUGCAAUUGGCUAUCAAAUAGAGAAUUUCUGAAGUCCCGAUAAUCUUUCUAUUGAUAACCAAUCGUGUGACAUGCAUGUUCUUGCUGGAAAGCGCCUAUUAGAUUUUGAAGAAGCACGUGUUGUCGUAUUGUGUCUCAAGAACAAGAGAAUUUGUUAAAAAAGCGAAUUAUAAAAGAACUGCAUCGUGAUACUACAGUCCAUCUGUGGAUAUCUAAAAAGGAAAAAGAAGAAUCACAAAUAAAGACAUGUCUGAAAACAUCCCAGUAUCAGCUUUUUCUAUGCAUGCAAAGAAACGUAAAAACCCAGAACAAGAAAUGAAUUGUAAAAAAAGAAAAAAUAAGCAUCUGUUAUCAGAAGUAGCUAAUCAAAAAAAUAUUAAACAAAUGAUUGUAAAACAGAAAACUCAAAAGCAACAGAAUAAAGAUAAAUAUACUUUGAAUAUCUCUUUAAAAAGUAAAAGUGGUAUUGUCACUAAAAAAGGCAGAUUGAGAAUUUGUAAAGAAAGUUCCUUACCUACUGCAAAGAUGAUAAAUAAAUUAAAAAGAUUAAAUAAUCGAUUACAAUUAAAUGAAGUAAAUAAUGUUCAAAGUGUGCAUAAAAAAUCUAAAUUAAAAUUAAUAAAGGAGCAAAAAGAGAAAACUGAAAAAAAGACUUGUGACAAAAGAAAAACUAUCGCAACAAUUGAAACAACAUUAAGAGAGAAUGCUAAGAAAGAAAAUAAUGACAAUCAUUUAAACUACAUAGAAUUUCACAAAAAUACAUUAAAUGAACAUGCAAGUACAAUCUAUUUUGGUGAUCCCGAUCCAACUUUAGGCAGUCAAAAAUUAUUUGAAUGGCUAGUACAUCCUUUGGAAACUAAAAACUUUUUUAUAAAACAUUGGGAAAAGACUCCAAUACAUAUAAAAAGAAAUAAACCUGAUUAUUACAAGUGGAUCAUAUCGACAUCUGUAUUAGAUAAAAUGUUGAGAGAUAAUCAUAUUUUAUUCACCAAAAAUAUUGACAUUACUUCUUAUAUCGAUGGAGUAAGAGAGACUCACAAUCCUCCUGGUCGUGCUCUUCCUGUUUGGGAUUAUUAUCUGAACGACUGCUCUGUGAGAAUGUUAAAUCCUCAGACAUUCAUACCUCAGUUACAUGCACUCAAUGCUACACUUCAGGAAUUUUUCGGCUGUUUUGUUGGCGCCAAUUUGUAUCUUACACCACCCAAUAGUCAAGGUUUUGCACCUCAUUAUGAUGACAUUGAAGCAUUUAUAUUGCAAAUUGAGGGCAAAAAGAGGUGGAGGCUAUAUAUGCCUCCUAAUGAGAAUGAAUAUUUGCCGAGAUGUUCAUCUAAGAAUUUUGAUCAAUCGGAAAUCGGGGAGCCUAUACUGGACACGAUUGUCAGUGCUGGGGAUUUGCUGUAUUUACCACGGGGAACUGUUCACCAAGGAACGACCAUCGACGAUACUCAUAGCUUGCAUGUCACGUUAAGUAUGUAUCAGAGAAAUAGUUGGUGCAACUUGCUCGAGAAACUUCUUCCACAGGCCUUAAAACGAGCGGCCGAAACCGACAGUCGUUUUCGCGAGGGACUGCCUUUGGAAUAUUUAAGAUACACUGGCAUUGCACAUAGCACGAAUGCAACAGAAUACAAAAAAGCUUUCAAAGAGCAAAUUAAGGAUCUGAUAACUAAUUUGAUGAAUUACAUCGAUGUAGACAGCGCGGCCGAUUUAAUGGCCAAAGAUCACAUCCACUGCUUUCUGCCUCCCUUCCUCACUAAAGAUGAACGAAAAUGUUCAGUGGCGGAAGAUGGCGAGAUUAUGACUACCAACGGAAUUGUUAAGAAUCGCGCGGAUAUAACACCCGAGACAAGGAUACGAUUGUUGAGAACGCAUUGUAUAAGGUUAAUAGAGGAAGAUGAAAGAUAUAGGAUAUAUUACUCCACUGAAAAUUCCAAAGAAUAUCAAGAAUACGAACUGCAAUAUUUAGAAAUUGAUGCAGAGUUUGUACCUGGCAUUCAGAAAAUAAUAAUAUCCUAUCCUAACUUUAUAUGUGUAAAGGAAUUGCCGAUCGAGAGCGACGACAUUAAGAUUCAAAUAGUAAGAGAUCUUUGGGAAAAGAAUCUAGUCAUAACAGAUACUCCUUUAUGUGGUAUGAAUUAAUUUAUUAUAAAAAAGUCAUAAUAAAAGGAGUUAGAUAAAAGAAAAUAUAUAGUUCUUUAAUUUAUAUUUUCUUAUUUUUUACGCGCAUUAAACUGUAAAAUAUAUUACAGUACGUAAAAUAAAAAUAAAAAAUUACAUACUAUGAUAGUUAAGCAUAUGACACACUGAUA